CAGGCGGCAGAGACCUAACGGUCUAGUAAACCAAUUAAAUCCAUAAAGCUUGAUUGCGGAAGUGUGUCUUCAAUUCAAAUGGGACUUUUGCAGGAACUGUGCAAUCAGUCGCUAGAGUGAUUAUUUUGAUGGUGAUUCAAACACAGCUUUCAGUUGACUGCGAUGCUUCAACGUAACUGGAACCGGAAAGUUUUAGAGCAAUGAAAUUUAUCAGAGAGCUCUCUGCCUCCAUAGUCUAUAUGCCGUCACACUGAGGAGCUACGCAGAAAGAAUAACAAACACGGGAUCCUCAGACAACAUCCAGAGUUCAGUAGGUCAUCACUCCAUCCAUACAUCCAUCUGUCCGCCCGUCCUCCGUCACCCCCCCCCCCCCCUCAGACAUGUGGUCCGGGAGAUGGCUGAUGGGAGCGUCCCUACUCCUUGUGCUUCACGCCUCGGCCUCCAUGGUGAUGCUUGGGAAUGGUAACCCAGGUAACGGUACAGGCUGGAAUGCGAUGCUGGAGAAGUACCUGGAUGAGGAGGGGCCCUGGUGGGGGGCCAAGCAGAGAGGGAAGAGGGCCAUCACCGACAGAGACAUGACCCUCAUCCUGGACCUGCACAACAAGCUGAGAGGGGAGGUCUACCCACCUGCUUCUAACAUGGAGCAUAUGGUUUGGGAUACAGAACUGGAGCGAACCGCGGAGGAAUGGGCUGAGACUUGCCUAUGGGAACACGGCCCGGCAAGCCUCCUGCCCCAGAUAGGACAGAACCUGGGAGCUCACUGGGGAUGGCCACGGCCUCCUACCUUCCAUGUGCAGGCCUGGUAUGACGAGGUCAAGGACUUUUCCUUCCCAUACCCCCAGGAGUGUGACCCUUACUGCCCCUACAGAUGCUCUGGGCCCGUCUGCACCCACUACACACAGCUGGUGUGGGCGACUAGCAGCAGGAUAGGCUGUGCCAUCAACAUGUGUUACAACAUGAACGUCUGGGGUCAGAUCUGGGCCAAAGCUGUUUACCUGGUCUGCAACUACUCUCCAAAGGGUAACUGGUGGGGUCACGCUCCAUACAAACACGGCACCCCCUGUUCCGCCUGCCCCCCCAGCUACGGAGGAGGCUGCAAGAACAACCUCUGCUACAAAGAUGACGCAACAGACUCACAGACCCCCCAGGAGGAGACGGAGGAAAACAACUUCAUAGAACCGGAGAACCCCUGGACCCCGCAGAACCCACGCACACGGGCCCCCCAGCCCAAACCUCCCGCCAAGCCGCCGGGCCGGACCCCCAACCUGCCCACCACGACCUCACCCGUGGAGCGGAUGAGAGAUGAGAGGGUCCACACUCAACAGAUGUCUCAGCUUGUGACCUGUGAGACUAAACUACGAGAUCAGUGCAAAGGAACCACUUGUAAUAGGUAUGAGUGCCCUGCUGGCUGCCUGAGGUUCUCCGGGAAAGUGGUUGGGACGGUGCACUAUGAGAUGCAGUCCAGUAUCUGUCGCGCUGGCCUCCAUUCUGGAGUGAUAGACAAUGAUGGAGGAUGGCUGGACAUCACCAGACAGGGAAGGAAGGAUUUCUUCAUCAAGUCCAAUAAGAACGGAGUCCAAUCUAUAGGGAAGUAUCAGAGUGCCAAUGCAUUUAUUGUCUCUAAAGUAACCGUGAAAGCCAUCACCUGUGAGACCACCGGGGCUGUGUUGUGUCCCUAUCAAAAGCCUGUGAAGCACUGUCCAAGGUUAUAUUGCCCCCAGAACUGCAUGGAAGAGGUCUAUGAACGAUCACGGGUCAUUGGAACCGGAAUCUAUUCAGAUAAGUCCAGUAUUUGCCGGGCAGCAAUUCAUGCAGGCAUGCUUCAAAACGACCAGGGUGGCUACAUUGACGUGAUGCCGGUAGAUAAGCGGAAACAGUACAUUUCUACGUACCAACACGGCAUUUCAUCAGAGAGUCUUCAGAACCCCCCAGGAGGAAAGGCAUUCCGGGUGUUUGCUGUGAUCUGAGGGCAUGAGGGUCCUCUCUUCUCCCUCACCAAGCACACAAAGUCAUUCCUGUCUGCUGUCUGUUGGGCUGAAUGGGCCUUGAUCAACUAGCUCGUCUGCGUCAACAUUUAGAAAAUGACUGAAAUAUUUUUUCUAGCAUUCUUAAUACCUGCGUGGCUCUCCUCCAGGGUAACGAAAGAACUUUGACGAAAACAAACAAGUGUAACUGGCAACGGUGAAGUCAGUGAGAGUGUUGGCGAGAGUAUUUCUGGCCACUCGCGUGCAGUUGCAUUUCUCUUUUUUAAUGUUAACAGGUUCACUUUAUAAACUGUAUAUAAUUUCCAUACAGUGGCCAAGACUACUGUAUUUUGUACAUGGGAGUAAAGUAUGUCUUUUGUUCUUAUCGUCGUAGCUGUAGAACGCAUCAGCAGAUAAUAAUGUUAGCACAUACCGGAUAUUAAUGUUACUUUUUACAUGCUAUGUUUCGCAUUUUAUAACCGUAUUUCACUUCGAAUCUGCUUCUGUCACAUGUUAAGUGUAUGUGCUUUGGGAUAGAACUUUGUUUUCUGGUCCGGUCUGCUUACCUUUUCUAUAUACUCCAGUGGAAGAAUUUGUAAUGGAUGUAUUUUGUAUUUUUUUGUAUUUUGUUUUUAUGUCAGUGCUAUUAAGGGUUGUAUUAUGCUGCUAUGUUAUUAUAUUGUAAUAUUGUUUGCAUAAAUGUUGAUUCAGUCUGAUUCAGGUUACAGUUGAGGUCAUGUUAUGACUAUGGCACUCUGUUUUGGCAAAAACAUGUUGUAACUUAGGCUGCAUUCAUACAAGAAGCUUGAUUGGGAUAUUAUUUCUACUAAAUGGUCUAUGUAUUCAAUCAUAUAUUUUAUUAGCUGGUCUGAUUAGUCAGGACUAAUUAGUUAACCAAACAAUAUUGGUUUCCCUGUGUAAACACACUACUUAGUAAUGUUAUGCUUAAUUUGGUGUGUCAUUUACAGCAACUGUUACUGUAGUGUUUAUUUGGGUAGAACAUCCUGCUGGUCAGAAUGUUCACCACUGUAGCUCAGCCUGGCUCUGGAUUGAGUUAUGCUCUUCAGUCUGCUCAUCAUUGAUUGGUCACACUCAAAAGUCAUAGUUCUUAAAAGCAUAGUUCACCUUUCAAAGCUGUUUUUUUUUUUAGAGCAAAAAAAUGUAAUCCAGGUGUGAGCCAGUACUUCAUUAUGAAUAAAUAUUAAACAGGUAAAUACUUGAUGCUUUCAUCAGUCUAGAUUAGUGGUUGAAACAUAGAUAUGUAAUAUAUGGUAAGGGCUUGGAAGCUCUGUGGCAAUUUAAUGUUUAAACUCAUGGGUACCUUCUAAUGAAUAUUAUUUGCAAAACAUGACUUUUGUAAACAUAUCUGUAGUGGCCACCUCCAGGCCUAAACAUUUAUAUAUAUAUAUAUAAUGCAUUAAUGUGUAAUAUGUUUAUGAAAAAUAUACACUACAGUUUGAAAGUUUGAGGUCAUUUAGACAUUUCCUUGUUCUUGAAAUAAAAGCUUUUUUUUUUUGACACCUCACAGUUCCUUAACUGGCAGCUUCAUAAAAUGGUUUAAAGACAGUUUUAUUGCCUUACUCAGCACAACAGUUUUCAGCGAUGCUUACGUCAAAAGGGGUUUCUAAUCAUCAAUUAGCCUUGUAAAAGUAAACUUGGAUUGGCAAACACAACCAUUGGAAAAUGGCAAUUAUUCCCUAUAAACUUUGCUUUUGUGUCCAGGACAGUGAUAUUUUGAAAUGUAUCUAUUUCCAUUGAGAAAACAGGUGGCUUUGUGUCUUUUAAUUCACAUAAAGUCUGAAAAGAGCAACAUAUGAAUCCAAAUGAACAUGUAUUUAUACUGAAGUAAUACAAAAAUGGCUACCAAAGAUUUUGCUGGAUGUCUUGAAGUAUGAUGAGUACUGCUGAGAGGCCAUAGCCUUCCAGAUGGGUCUCCAAGGCGGUUUUACCAAGUUUCCCUGCUAUCUUUGCCUUUGGCAGGACUGGCCACAGCGGACCGAGUUCCCUGUGGGGGGGGGCAACGGCAAGUGGGAGCCACUGGUGGACCCCCGGAAGGUGCCGAUGAGGAGUCAGCAGCCUUCAAGACUUCUUCCCUAAGCUGUCUGAGGCAAAGGUCAAAGCCGGUGUCUUUGUCAGACCGCUGAUAAAGAAGAUCCUGGAGUGCAGUGAAUUCCCCAAGAAGCUAACUAGUAUGGAGAAAGUGGCUUGGAACAGCUUUGUCACAGUGGUUUGGGGCUUCCUAGCCAAUCACAAGGCCGAAAACCAUGUGGAGCUGGUUGAGACUCUGGUGAAGAACUAGGGCACAAUGGGUUGUAGGAUGUCCCUCACACUCCAUAUCCUUUUUGCUCAUCUUGAUGAAUUCAAGAAGAACAUGUGUUCUCGGAGGAGCAAGGCGAGCACUUCCGCCAGGAUAUACUGGAAUACUUGAAUGCUGCUAUCAAGGACAGUAUAACGAGAACAUGAUGGGAGACUACAUUGGGGGGCUGAUUUGUGAAAGUGAUUUACAGUAUAAUUGUACUCUUUUGUAGACAUUUUUGUACUACUUUAGUAUAAAUACAUUUUAAUUUGGGUUCAUGUGCUGUUUUUCUUCUGACUUCAUGUGAACAAAAAGACACAAAUGUGCCGGUUUUCUCAUUGGGAAUAGGUUAAUUUCAAAAUAUAACUGUCCUGGUCACAAAGCAAAGUUUGUCGAAAAUAAAAGCCAUUUGUAGCUAUACUUUUUAGGCAUAAGCAAUCACAAACUAACACUAAAGAAAUUGUUACAUAGUGAAAUUGGCUGUAUCAGCUACAAUAGUCAUUUGCAACAUUAAUAUCUACACUGUAUUUUUUAUCAAUUAGAUGUUAUUUUCAUGAACAGAAAAUUGCUUUUCUUUUAGAAAAUAAGGACAUUUCUAGGUGACCCCAAACUUCAGAAUGGCAGUUUGGUUAAUUUGGGGAAAGGUGUUCCCAAGGUGUAAAUGUUUUAAUUAUCUGGUUUUCCGGAAAUCAUGUUUGGAGUGUACCUGGAAUUUCUGCUUAUUUUUUCCUUAUUUUGGAUAUCUUGCUUGUUCGCUUGUAAUUCCAGGAAUCUUCCAACAAGUCUUUCUUGAAACCUGUGAUUUUGAGAAAGUUUCUGUCGUACACAAAAUCUAACUGAAAGAAUAAAUGUUCUAUUGAUCCUUCCCUAAAUUUCUAUAGUCCCUGUUUUAUAGAUGUAUUUUUCACCACCUCAAAU
This is a messenger RNA of Esox lucius (northern pike), 5178 nucleotides long. RefSeq names its product cysteine-rich secretory protein LCCL domain containing 1a (gene crispld1a). The record is from RefSeq and is a predicted model, not a curated record. Bases 381 to 1967 code for a protein of 528 amino acids. Gene Ontology annotation, cellular component: extracellular region. The transcript has 15 exons. Lineage: Eukaryota; Metazoa; Chordata; Actinopteri; Esociformes; Esocidae.